CCGUCGCAACGACAGCACACAACAUUUUCAAGAAAAAUAAACACUUGUCAGACUAAGAAGCGCGUAAAAUGGCAGCUAUAAAUAAACAAUUCAACUACAAUAAGAAGAAGUUGGCCGUUGGCGCCUACAAAUCGAAAGUAUCACCAACUCGACGCCUCAAGAAUAUGCUGAAGCCAAUACUGGAGCAGGUCUUCAACUUGAAGGCCAAGCAACCAAAACCAAAACGCAGCUCCUACAUCGCCUCAGCGGAGAAUCAGGCUGACUUCGAUUGGCUUAACAAUGAUAUGGAUAACAUGGCCAACGAGCAUCUUGAGAACCAACUCAUUGAGGAGAUACGUCAAUGCGCCAAGGAAGACGCCAUCAUUGUUUAUAAUGAGCAAGGCGAGGGCGAGCUGCGAUCCAUGUACGAAGAGGAUUACUACGUGCCCGUUCACUUUGCACGCACCAACGCUGGCACCUUCUUCUGGACUUCACUGCAAACUCAAUCCUCUCAGCCCUAUGACAUCGAAUGGAACUUUCUCGAUCGCUGGGCGCAGGCGUAAACAACUAACUAAUUGAGCGAAUCUGGGUUUCAUCUUUAGCAAGUCAGGAUAUGGGUUCAAUACAAUGGGCAUACUCCACUGGUCUUCAAAUCAAAGUUUGGGCACUUCGACUUUGGGCUGAUCAACUGGACUGGGCGGCACUCACACUAAGCUACGUGUGGCUUGGCUUUGCUUUUAUAAACUUCGCUUUAUAAAGGUUAAAGCCAAUAACUUUUGAGUAGGAGUAGCAAUGUGUUAU
Molecule: messenger RNA, 780 nt
Organism: Drosophila busckii
Lineage: Eukaryota; Metazoa; Arthropoda; Insecta; Diptera; Drosophilidae
Gene: Ocho
Product: enhancer of split malpha protein
Exons: 1
Coding region: 69-542 (157 amino acids)
Biological process (GO): Notch signaling pathway; sensory organ development
Source: RefSeq, a predicted model, not a curated record